AUGUCGACAAUUCCAACGACCGCAGUGGCCAUAGAGCCAUUGAGCAUCUCCGACAGGCUUUCCCUUGUGUGGCGCAUCCCUUUGUUGGUCAUCCGUUGUGCGGCCAAUUUUGCUUCAUUCUGCCUAUCAAAUGGCGAAAUUGCCAGGCUUGAUUGGCGUCAAAAACUGGCGCAUGCCUAUCUACGGGCAUCAAGAGUCACCUUGACGCGCAAGCAACAGGCCCAACAACGCAAGCUUUUGACAGGGCCGAGAAUUCAGGGAUAUUGUCACAGAUAUAACCUGGAACAUAGAGCUGUCUCUGUGAAUAAUGAUACGCUUUAUAAGAAGCGCGACAUCCCAACCCCAGUGCUCCAUUUUGUUAAGAAUCCGACCACUCAACCUGAUGGACCAACAAUCUUCUACUUGCACGGUGGCGGAUACCACAAUCCGAUAAAAGAGCAAGGCCAUAUUCCGCUCGCUUUACAGUUUGCAGCGGCCUGCAAAGCCAAGCAAGUUGUGUUUUUGGAGUACUCUCUCAGCCCCGAGCAGCAGUACCCAUGCCAAUUAAUCCAGGCAGUGGCUGGUCUCCGGUAUCUUCUUGAGCAAGAGGCUGUUCAAGCAGAGAACAUCGUUCUCGUCGGCGAUAGUGCGGGUGGCCACUUGACAGCAAGUCUGUUAACUCACAUUGUCCACCCAUCUCCAUACGCCCCUCCAAUCGAUCUUCGUGGUCGUCAACUCAAGGCCGUUCUUCUCGUGUCCCCAUGGAUGGCGAUGUCAGAGGAGCAAAUUAAAGUCCUCCCAAGAGCGCCAAACGACUUUCUAACACGAGAGAGUAUUGUUCGAUUUUCAAAUAUGUUCAAACCCGGAUUAAACGAAGUAUGGAGUAACCGAUGUGAUAUGCACGACGCGGUCGCUGUGUGGAAGAAGCUUUUUCCUACUUCACACGAGCACGCAAUAUGUCGCAAGGCGAUGCUAGCUGUUGGAACUUCGGAAGUCCUUUUGGAUUCCUGUGUGAGCUUUGCGCUGGAAUGCAUGGGAUGUGAGACUAUCUAUGUUAACGGUCAAUCAGACCUUCGCCUAGUAAAGGAAGCGGAUUUUGUUCUUGCAAUCGCCCCUGGCGAGGCUCAUGUCCAGCCCGGUAUGGAUUGCGCACUCGGGUAUCAUGAUGGGAAGAUGAUGAAAGCAAUUUCGACCUUUUUGGAAGCUUGUUAG
Messenger RNA from Penicillium cataractarum, 1191 nucleotides. RefSeq names its product alpha/beta hydrolase. The record is from RefSeq and is a predicted model, not a curated record. Gene Ontology annotation, molecular function: hydrolase activity. Bases 1 to 1191 code for a protein of 396 amino acids. Lineage: Eukaryota; Fungi; Ascomycota; Eurotiomycetes; Eurotiales; Aspergillaceae. The transcript has 2 exons.